This is a messenger RNA of Penicillium hordei, 288 nucleotides long. RefSeq lists its product as uncharacterized. Lineage: Eukaryota; Fungi; Ascomycota; Eurotiomycetes; Eurotiales; Aspergillaceae. Bases 1 to 288 code for a protein of 95 amino acids. The record is from RefSeq and is a predicted model, not a curated record. The transcript has 3 exons.
AUGACUUUAGUCAAUACGCCCGGGGAGCAGGCCAUUGCCUUCCUUCUGACCUGCGUGCAAAAUUCUCAGAAGGGCAAGAUGAAUUGGGACAAUGUCUCGCUCGUCAUCAGCGUCAAUAUGACCCCCGAAGCGGCAAAAUACUACUUCAGUAUUGUGAAGAAUGCCAAAGAGUUCGAGUGCUCUGACAAGUAUCCCGAAAUCCCUGGAGACCGUUCCUGGGAGUUCGUCACGGCCGAGGAUAUUGGCCCCGUCGUCAUUGCCGCAGACUCGAAUGAUAUCAUUGCCUAG